This is a messenger RNA of Bursaphelenchus xylophilus (pine wood nematode), 2139 nucleotides long. The record is from the annotation of a GenBank genome assembly. Lineage: Eukaryota; Metazoa; Nematoda; Chromadorea; Rhabditida; Aphelenchoididae.
AUGACCGAGUGGGAGACUGAGAGCCAGGAGCCCCACGGCAUGGCCCAGAUCAUGCAGGCCAGAAGGGCGGCCCAACUGGGUGAUUACAAAGCCAUCAAGGAUCUGUUGGACCAGGGUUUAGUCGAAGCUGGUGCUAUGGACCCGGACGAUUGUUCUCUUUUGCAUUGGGCUGCUAUUAACAACAGAUUAGACGUACGUUUUUUGCAAGUUAGACGAUUGGCGUGGUUUCGCAUAGUGUAAUAUGACUUAUUUUUUGUGUUUAGGUAGCAAGACUUCUAAUUGAGCGAGGAGCGCCAGUAAAUGCAAUAGGAGGUGUCUUGUCAUCAACGCCGUUGCACUGGGCGGCCAGACAUGGCCAUCAUUCCAUUAUCGCUCUUCUUAUCCAAAAUGGUGCUGAUCCUGAAAUAAAAGACGGGGAAGGUUUUAUGGCUCUUCAUAUUGCUUCCCAGUUUGGUUCCACACCAGUGGUAGCCUAUUUAGUUGCAAGUGGUCAAUCUCCGAAUGCUCUUGAUUCUACCAAAAUGACGCCAUUGAUGUGGGCGGCGUUUAAAGUCCAAGGUUUAAAUCCAUUAAAUGUUCUUCUUCAACUUGGGGCGGAUGUAAACUUGGUCGACUCUAAUUUCCAUGAUACUGCACUGCAUUGGGCUGUCAUUUCUGGGAAUACGUACGCGGUGAAAGAACUUCUGAAGACCGGGGUUAAAGUCGAAGCCUUAAAUCGUGUAAGAUAGUAUAAUCUCAACGAUUUUUUUUUAGCAAAAUGAGACUGCCUUGGACAUUGCAAGGCAACAAGGUCAUCACGCAAUUGUUCAACUACUUGAAACGGCUGCCCGGAAACGAAGACAGGCACCUACGAGCUUCAAACAACAAUUAUACGAGGACGAUGUAAGUUGAUUAGUUUUUAUGCCUAUUUUGUGUUUUAGGUAUUAAAGAAAAGACUGAUAAUGUCGAUCCCAUUAGCAAUAUUCACAACUCUGUUACUAACCUUUUACUCAACCGUUGAUCUCAGAUUGAAGAUAUUUCUAUGUGUUCUUUAUUUUAUAUUUGGUUUAUUUUUGAAAAGGUAAGACUGGGAGGAUUUCUUACUUGUAUCUUACAGUUCAUACUUAAAAUACAAUAGGAGGGAAUGCAUGGACUACUUACCAGUGAGCAUAGCCUCCACAGUAAUGUCCUUUUUUGUUUUUACUUGGUUUACUUUUCUCAAUGGCUUAAUGCCGUGGCACACUCAGAUAUUCAUGAUAUUUGUGAUAAUAAUCGUGCCAUAUCUGUUUAUCAAAUCCAUAUAUUCCGAUCCGGGUAUCAUAAAAUCAACUGAUGCGGUAAGUUGUUUUAUUCUUGCCUCUUUGUCUAAACGUUGUACUAGUUAUUAAACUAUUCUUUAAGGAAAAGCUCAAAGCGAUAAAAGAAGUGGUCGAAGAGAAUGUUUUUGGCCAGAACUUUUGUGUUACAUGUCUCAGGAAGAAACUGCCUCGAUCCAAGCACUGCAGGUAAGUGACUUUAAUGGCAUAAACAUGUUUCAAUUUCCAGAGUCUGCGAACAUUGUAUUGUGAGAUACGAUCAUCAUUGCCCAUGGAUAGCCAAUUGUGUUGGAGGAAAGAAUCACCGGUUAUUUUUGGUAUUCCUCGUCGGUACCUUCUUGGGAUCUGGCGUUAUCACUUUGAGUAGUAUUUUGUGUAAGGAAUUACCAAAUUACCCUCAAUCUGAAUUUCUUCUUUAGACAUGAGAUCUGAAUGCUCAGAAUUGGAGUUUUACGAAGUGAUUGGAUGUGAGCCAGCGGUUUUGAUGACUUCAACAUUAGGAGUUUUGGCAACGGGGCUAAUAUUCAGUCUUCUUGUGAUGCAAUUAUAUCAGGUAAGUUAUAGUUAAGGACUUCAAUACGAAUUCAUGUAGAUCGGCCGUGGGUUGACCACAAACGAACGACUGAAUGCUCACAGAUACGGGUAUAUGACUGUUAAGGAAGACAAUGUGAUCACGAAGAGCCCUUACGAGUAAGUUCUUUUCACAAAACAAAUUUAGAGUAGUGUUUGUAAUGCCUAUCUUUUAAGCAAUGGAAUCACCGAGAACUUGAAGAUUUUUUUGAUGUCGAAAGAACUGGACUUUGUUGAGUUUGGUCCCACGAAAGAUGGCUACAUCAACGUGUAA